UAAACGUCACUGACACGGUCAUCGCCAAAACAUCUGUACCUUCCGUUCAUCCAGUUGGUGGAUCCCAAACGACAACGGCGAGCAUAACUUCGCCACCCUCCGUCUACCCCGCCGUGCUCGUAGGUCGUUUGAACACCGAGACGAAAACAAAGAUUCCGCCCCCGGUACCCCCCAGGGGGACGCCGAAACCACCGCGGGGUGAUCACUGCGACAAAGGUAUUGCGCCAAGCUGUUGCAGCACUCCGCCACCAACUUACGAGGCCUUGGAUCAAAAUACCGGUGAUAUACCGUUAACCGUAGGCGCUACUUCUUCCUCAACCUCGAAUGCCCAUUUGGGAUCCCAUUCUUCCAGCCAGUCUUACAUUUCCCAUCACCAUAUUGUCGUCAGGAGUUACAAAGACGAUGCUGUUAGCAUAAGUGAUAUAAAGCUAGAAUCUCGACCCGAAAAUAAGUCGUCCCUGAGUGUGGAAUCAGGAAGUUCGGGAGCUGGUCACUCGAGUCACUCAAGGGGGCUAGCAUGGACUCCUCCGACAUCAGUAGAAGGGUCCACGCCUACGUGGACUGAAGGUACACCUUCUUUUACCGAAUCUUCAAGUAGUGGAGAUAUGGAAUUCCUCGGGGCUAACAGAAUCAUUCCGAAAAAGAAAACAAUGAAUUAAGAUGUCAGACUUUCAAAGGACACCAUUCGAGCAGAGUUUGGCCAAGAAGUUUAUAAUUCGGAUUGUCGUAUAUUCCAUUAUGGCGCUUUGUCCUAGGCUUGCACUGCGAACCAACACAGGAGUCUUCAUGAGGACUAGGUCUAACGCGAAAUAUGAUAUAAUUCAAAUGCUGGUGUUUUUGUGGAGCUUCAAUGUUAUGUACAUAUUUGGUGGCACCUUAUCAUAACGUUUUGUUGUAAAAUUUCUAUGGAAGUGACGAAGGUGGCAGUUUUAGUAUGUAAAAUUGUAGAUCUGCCAUAAAUUAUCGAAAAUAUACAAUAUAAAUAUAUGAAUAAGCAUAAAAGGAACCUUGUACCCACUGUUUUUGUAAUUAUAAAACAUUUGUUAGUCCAUUUGUGAUGCAGACUUUUCAUGAAUAUCUGAUAGUUGUUAUGAAAUACUCAAAAUGCCAAAUACAGAUUCACUAAAAAUGA
Messenger RNA from Leptinotarsa decemlineata (Colorado potato beetle), 1132 nucleotides. RefSeq names its product Phosphatidylinositol 4-phosphate 5-kinase 59B (gene PIP5K59B). Gene Ontology annotation, biological process: phosphatidylinositol phosphate biosynthetic process. The record is from RefSeq and is a predicted model, not a curated record. Gene Ontology annotation, molecular function: 1-phosphatidylinositol-4-phosphate 5-kinase activity. Lineage: Eukaryota; Metazoa; Arthropoda; Insecta; Coleoptera; Chrysomelidae. Gene Ontology annotation, cellular component: plasma membrane.